Messenger RNA from Cordyceps militaris CM01, 3186 nucleotides. Its product is annotated as glycine dehydrogenase. Gene Ontology annotation, biological process: glycine decarboxylation via glycine cleavage system. The transcript has 2 exons. Gene Ontology annotation, molecular function: pyridoxal phosphate binding; glycine dehydrogenase (decarboxylating) activity; glycine binding. The record is from RefSeq and is a predicted model, not a curated record. NCBI's taxonomy places the organism in Eukaryota, Fungi, Ascomycota, Sordariomycetes, Hypocreales, Cordycipitaceae. The coding region runs from base 1 to 3186 and encodes 1061 amino acids. Gene Ontology annotation, cellular component: mitochondrion; glycine cleavage complex.
AUGGCUUCUCGACUUGCCAUCGUUCGGGGUGCUUCCCUUCAGCACUCCAUCUCUAGAUCCGUGCCCCUCAUCGCCCGCCGUGGCAUCGCUUCCGCCACCACCCCUCGCCAGCUCUCACACACUCCUCAGACCGAGGUCGAUGGCCACAGGAGAUCCCACGCCGCUCUGGAAUCCCUCCAGCGCGACCCGGCCUACCUUCAGAUGAAGACGGCCCAAGAUGAGAACCCCCAACCAUGGAUGGACUUUGUCGCCCGCCACAUUGGGCCCCGCGACUCUGACAUUGACGCCAUGCUCAAGACUGUUGGCGCCGACUCUCUCGACACCUUCAUCUCCCAGGUUAUCCCCAAGGAUAUUCUCCUCCCCCCCAAGAAGACUAUUCAGCCCAAGAAGCUCAGCGAGUCGGGCGUUGCCAAUGUUUUCAAGAACAUGAGCGCCCAGAACGAACUCAAGACCUGGAUGAACGGCGGUGGUUACUACCCCGUUGAGAUUCCCACCGUCAUCAAGCGCAACCUGCUCGAGAACCCUGCCUGGUAUACCAGCUACACUCCCUACCAGGCCGAAAUCUCUCAAGGUCGUCUUGAGUCUCUCCUCAACUUCCAGACCAUGAUCUCUGACCUGACUGGCCUUCCCGUUGCCAAUGCUUCGCUCCUCGACGAGGGUACCGCUGCCGCCGAGGCCAUGACCAUGUCUUGGAACUCGCUGCCUACCUCCCGCGCCAAGCGUCCCAACAAGACCUACGUCGUCUCUGACCUUCUGCAUGAUGCCACUGUUCGCGUCAUGCACGGCCGUGCCGAGGGAUUCGGAAUCAAGCUCGAGGUCAUGGAUCUCUCCGCUCCCGAUGCUCACGACAAGAUCAAGGCUUUCGGUGACGAUCUCGUCGGUGUCAUGGUCCAGUACCCCGACACCAAUGGUGGCGUCCAAAACUACCGCGAGCUUGCUGAUCUCGCACACGCUCAGGGCACCCUUCUUGCUGCUGCCACCGACCUGUCUUCUCUGACUCUCCUCACCCCUCCCGGUGAAUGGGGCGCCGACGUUGCUUUCGGCAAUUCUCAGCGCUGGGGUGUCCCUCUGGGUUUCGGCGGCCCCCAUGCCGCCUUCAUGGCCGCCCAGGAAGCUAGCAAGCGUCGCCUCCCUGGCCGCAUCAUUGGUGUUUCCAAGGACCGCAACGGCCGCCGUGCACUGCGUCUCGCUCUACAGACUCGUGAGCAGCAUAUUCGCCGUGAAAAGGCUACCUCGAAUGUCUGCACUGCUCAAGCUCUUCUUGCCAACAUGUCUGCUAUGUAUGCCAUCUACCACGGUCCCGGCCAGCUUCGCGAGAUGGCCGUCACCAACCUCCGCCACGCUCGCAUGAUCCAGGCUGCUGCUCAACAUUACGGCCUCAACGUCAUUUCUUCUUCCGUCGACCCGGAGGGCCGUGUUCUCUCCGAUACCGUCACCAUCUCCUUCAAGGAUCCUAUUGUCUGCCGCGCUCUUCGCCGUGAGCUUAAUGACCGCGGCAUCAGCAGUGGCAAGGCUUGGUCCUCCAACGAGAUUGUCCUUGCUGUCCCCACCACCUUUACCCUCAAGAACUAUGUCCGCAUUGUGCAAUCUUUCCGUGACGUCUCCUCCAAGAACCACACGAACGCUUACGUCGAUGUUGCCAACAAGUACUGGACCGAGGGCUACAAGGUCUCUUCAGACGAGAUUAUCAAGAGCCUCCCCGACUCCGUCCGCCGAGAGUCCAAGUUCUUGACUCACCCAGUCUUCAACUCCCACCACUCAGAGACCGAGAUGCUCCGCUACAUGCACCACCUACAGUCUAAGGAUCUGUCCUUGGUUCACUCUAUGAUUCCUCUUGGCUCCUGCACCAUGAAGCUCAACGGUACUACUCAGAUGGAGCUCAUUGGCACCGAGUCCUCCUCCAACAUCCAUCCCCAUGCUCCCGUGUCUGGCGUCAAGGGCUACCAGAAGCUCUUUGCCGCCACCUCCGCGCAGCUUGCUGCCCUCACUGGCAUGGACGCUACUUCCCUGCAGCCCAACUCUGGCGCUCAGGGUGAGUUUGCUGGUCUUCGCGCCAUUGCCAAAUACCACGAGGAACACAAUGGUGGAAAGCGUGAUAUCUGCCUGAUCCCCACCUCUGCUCACGGCACCAACCCUGCCUCUGCCGCCAUGGCCGGUCUGCGUGUGGUCCCCAUCAAGUGUGACACCGCCACUGGCAACCUCGACAUUGCCGAUCUCCAGGCCAAGGCUAAGAAGUACGAGAAGGAGCUUGCUGCCAUCAUGAUCACCUACCCCUCCACCUAUGGUGUUUUCGAGCCCGAGGUUCGCAAGGCUUGCGAUAUUGUUCACGAGCAUGGUGGUCUCGUUUACAUGGACGGCGCCAACAUGAACGCCCAGAUCGGCCUCACUUCCCCCGGCGCCCUCGGUGCUGAUGUCUGCCAUCUCAACCUCCACAAGACCUUUUGCAUUCCCCACGGUGGUGGUGGCCCUGGUAUCGGUCCCAUCUGUGUCAAGGACAUCCUUGAACCAUACCUACCCCACCAGAACAACCAGACUCCCGUCUCCAGCGCCAGCUUCGGUAGCGCAAGCAUUGUACCCAUUAGCUGGGCCUACAUCUCCACCAUGGGUGAUGCCGGUCUUCGCAAGGCUACUACCGUGGCUCUCCUCAAUGCUAACUACAUCCUCGCCCGCCUCAAGGAGCACUACCCUAUCCUCUACACCAACGAGAACGGCCGCUGCGCUCACGAGUUCAUCAUUGAUGCCCGUGGCUUCUCUAAGACUGCUGGUGUCGAGGCUAUCGAUAUCGCCAAGCGUCUGCAGGACUACGGCUUUCAUGCACCUACCAUGAGCUGGCCUGUGCCCAACACUCUCAUGAUUGAGCCGACUGAGUCUGAGAGCAAGGAGGAGCUGGACCGCUUCAUUAAUGCCCUGAUCAGCAUUCGCCAGGAGAUUCGCGAGGUCGAGGAGGGCAAGCAGCCCCGCGAGGGCAACGUUCUCAAGAACUCUCCCCACACCCAGCUUGACCUGUUACUCGGCGACAAUGGCAAGUGGGAGCGUCCGUAUAGCCGCGAGAAGGCCGCCUAUCCCCUACCUUACCUAACCGAGAAGAAGUUCUGGCCCACGGUUACCCGUGUUGACGACAAGUACGGUGAUACCAACUUGUUCUGCACUUGCCCCCCUGUCGAGGACACUACUGGCACCAACUAA